AGGUGGUUUUAUUUCGGAACCAACCCUUAUUCCGGACAAGAGGACUGGCUGUAUAAAGGUGGUUAUUGGGACCGCAAUUAUUCUGAAAUCGAAGACAUCUUCUAGGGUCUCGAAACACCUGGUUCUUCAUAAUGAUAGAAUUGCAGUAACAAGGUCUAUUCUAAAGUAAUACGCAUCCUACGAUGACUUUGCGGUCCGAAGAAAUGCGUCCGUGCCAAUGUAGGAAACGCGAAAUACACUUAUUCCGUCAAUCAAUUAAAAUGAAGAACUACGAUGAACAUACAAGGAAUAAUAAGUACAUGUCCUAGGAGAAUAGUUUGUUGUUCUAACUCUUAAUUUUUUAAAAUCUCGAAUGGUUUGAAAUCUGUCAUGUUGAAAAAUAUUAGCGUUAUACUUUAAUAGCUUUCAUAAUCUUCCAUUGGACUGCAAAUCUCAAAUUACUGCCUUUUUUAACUUUAAUUAGCCUUGUAAUAGCAUAUAAGUUAAUAAUACCAAUUAAGUUCAUGGAGUUACAUUAUUCUGCGGAACGAUCAGCAAAUCACAAUAAAGUUAACUUUAGGAUUUACUUUACCGCAAUCAUUACGUUCUUUUGACUAAAUCAACGUAGUUCUUAUUAUGAAGUAAAACACAUGAUUUUCUCCUUGUUACAAAUGCACGCGACCUUUAAGUGAU
This is a messenger RNA of Orussus abietinus, 672 nucleotides long. Its product is annotated as oxysterol-binding protein-related protein 2-like. Gene Ontology annotation, molecular function: sterol binding. The record is from RefSeq and is a predicted model, not a curated record. Lineage: Eukaryota; Metazoa; Arthropoda; Insecta; Hymenoptera; Orussidae. Gene Ontology annotation, cellular component: intracellular membrane-bounded organelle; cytosol; membrane.